Pelmatolapia mariae (spotted tilapia) is the source of this 1056-nucleotide messenger RNA. Its product is annotated as 4-galactosyl-N-acetylglucosaminide 3-alpha-L-fucosyltransferase 9-like. NCBI's taxonomy places the organism in Eukaryota, Metazoa, Chordata, Actinopteri, Cichliformes, Cichlidae. Gene Ontology annotation, cellular component: membrane. Bases 1 to 1056 code for a protein of 351 amino acids. The record is from RefSeq and is a predicted model, not a curated record. Gene Ontology annotation, molecular function: alpha-(1->3)-fucosyltransferase activity. The transcript is spliced from 3 exons.
AUGCAGGUGGUCGAUCCAAACUCCAAAUUCCUACAACCUUUACUCUUGCUAGGAUUUCAACGUUCAGUACCCUCUAUAAGCUGGUUAUCAGGUCCUGUAGAGUCAACAGUAUCCACAGACCGGGUCAAGAACCUCUUCUCCACCAAGAGCAAUAAAAACGUGACCACUGUGCUGAUCUGGCUCUGGCCCUUCGGAAAAACGUAUGACCCAAGCCUCUGCAGCUCUCUCUUUAACAUUGAUGGCUGCUUCAUCACAGCAGACAGGAAGCACUACAUGAAGUAUGAUGGGGUCGUCAUCCAUCACCAAGACAUUAGCACUGACCUGUCCAAUCUGCCGCCGUUCAAGCGACCGUCGUUCCAGAAGUGGAUAUGGAUGAACUUAGAGUCGCCGUCACAUUCGUCCCAGCUGCCUGGGAUAGAGAACCUGUUUAAUCUGACUCUCAAUUACCGUCGAGAUGCUGACAUUGAAGUGCCUUAUGGGUCCAUCGUAGCAGCAGAAGGGGAAGAGGAUUUUGUACCACCCAGCAAAAACAAGCUGAUCUGCUGGAUGGUGAGCAACUGGAACCAGCAACACAUGCGGGUGAAAUAUUACAAUGAACUGCACAAACACAUUGAGGUUCAUGCAUAUGGACAGGCCUUCGGGAAAUACAUCUCUGACCAAGACUACUUCCCCACCAUCGCCAGCUGCAAGUUCUAUCUGGCAUUUGAGAACUCCAUCCACAAAGAUUAUAUUACUGAGAAACUGUACAACCCACUCUCAGUGGGGACAGUGCCAGUGGUUUUUGGCCCACCCAGGAAGAACUACGAGAACUUUAUCCCACGAGACUCCUUCAUUCAUGUUAAUGACUUCAGCUCGCCCAAGGAAUUGGCUGAUUACCUGCUGCUCCUGGACAAAAAUGAGGAAAUGUACCUCAGGUACUUUGAGUGGCGGCGACACUUUAAAGUAAAGAAGGCCUAUUUUUGGGCAGAGCACACAUGCCUGGCUUGUGAUUACUUGCGAAGGCACAAAGAAUACAAGGCAUUCAAUAACCUUGAUAAGUGGUACUGGGGUAACUAG